Messenger RNA from Paracoccidioides brasiliensis Pb18, 1071 nucleotides. RefSeq lists its product as uncharacterized. The transcript is spliced from 3 exons. Gene Ontology annotation, biological process: chromatin remodeling. Gene Ontology annotation, cellular component: Ino80 complex; nucleus. The coding region runs from base 1 to 1071 and encodes 356 amino acids. The record is from RefSeq and is a predicted model, not a curated record.
AUGGCGUCUCUUCAGCCCGCGUCGCCGUCCCCGGACCGGAGCCUGCCAGAUGCGCCGCCAGUCACCCUCCAGACUACAUACAAAUCUUUCAAGAGAAAGUACGCGAAGCAAAAGAUUGGUUUUGAACUGGCGAUGAAGACAAGCAAUGCGCUCUUCAAAGAGGAACUAAGGAUUCGUGACCUCUCGAAGCGACUCAAGGAACAGAAUGAUCAGCUCCUGGAAGCUCUGCUAGAGCUCAAUAGCAGUAUCCGCGUGCCCCCAGAACUCCGAUACAACCUCGAUCUCCCCGGCUCCAAACUUCCCAAACUACACUCUCCAGAACCAGAGCACAAUCCCCAAGAACCCUGUGGUGUGGAGACGGUUCGUGAGGCACUGCGGGUUGCUAGAGAGAGGCUCCUGGCAGGGGAACUCAAGCCAGAACAAUGCCGUCGCCUCGAACAGUCUCUCAUUCAGCGCGAGGAGUUCGCACCCGCGGUGCAGUACGCCUCACUCCUGAAGGUGCCACAUACCAGAUCGAGCGUUAAUGGAGAUCACCCUGCCACGGAACACGAUAUGGGUUCAGCCCUGGGAUUUCUAAACCCGGAGCAUGAAAAUGAAUACUGCGCCGCUCUCGAUGCAGCUGCCGCGGGAGAACCGAAGCCGUCAGCGGAAGCGGGGAAAGCAUCAUCUCUGGCAGCUGCAAGCAAGGACAGGGAGAUAGCUAUCCGGAACCCGGUGUCCGUGAUAAAUUGGUUGAGGAAACAUCAACCGCAAGUUUUUCUUCACGAUGCUGAUGGCGUGACUGAGAAGCCCCCUCCCCGUUCUAACAAUCCGCGUAGUUCGAAGCGAGCGAGUACCCAUGCGCGAAAGGAGGAGGAUGUAUAUGAUGAAGAUGGGAUACUGAUUGAUGUGCAGGUUGGCGGUGGAGGAGGAGGUGCUGGUGGCGGCGGAGGAGGAAGUCGAGGAAAGAGAAAACGAGACGAGGAUGGAGGCUAUCGACCUAAAGGCGGCAGUGGUGGCCGCUCGAGGAAGAAAAAGGAAGAUGCCCCAAAGCGUGCAAAGAGGACUUCAGCCGCUGGAAACGGGACGUGA